AUGUGCGGCUACUUGGCCGAGCACUUUGGCGAGCCUGAGACCUACAUUUCGGCGUUAGCUCUCAAGUAUGAUCACCAAAAGCAAUUUAAACCAGCGUGCGUUGUGAUUGACGAUAAUAUAUGUGCCGAGAUUGUGAAUUUUUUUGGUAGAAUUCUCCAAUACCCAAAAGACAUGGGUAUAGUACAUUCCGCUUGCGCUGGAAUCCACUAUAUAUCCAUUACAGAGUUGGGAUAUUCUCAAACACUUGCGGGUUUAGACCUUUCAAAAUGGCAAAAAAGAGUGACUCCCUUCACUGAGUAUAUGAUCAAUACUAUGAUCGAUCUUAUGGGUCACAAAUGGAUGAUUGAAAAUGUGUACAAAUCAUGUUUAUUAACAACUUACUAUUUGUUAAAACUUGCUAUUCGUGCCAACGAUAAAGCAUCGGUGAUCAAAAUUUUGAAGUUUUCAAACAAUUACAAGGGCAAAUUAAAUGAAUUCCACGUAGAAUUGUUCAAAGAAUUACUUUUAUGGGUCACCAGUGUCAGUGUUGGUUUUAGUAGUGAUUAUGAAGAUAUGGUUUUACGUUGUAUCAGUAUGUUGUAUUCACACAAUUCGGAGCACUGCAAGCAAAUUGCUUAUGUUUUCACAGUAUCUUGGAUCAAUAAGUUAUCAUGCAAAGGGCACUCAUGUUUCAAUAUAUUAGACCCAGACGAUUGCAUUGCAUUAAAUGCUGUGGAUGAAUUGUGUGUUACAAGUGAUUUGGUGCACAAAAUAAUUAACAGGUUUAAUAUAUUCAACUUAUUCCUAACACAUGGUCCAAAGAAUUACUUUGACACUACCAAAAUGCCGCAAGCGCCAAUUUAUCACAAUAUACCAGUUGACAAUAUUCUAACACUAGCCAUUAAUGCCAUCAAAAUUGCAAGAUUGAACAUUAAAAGGCAAAUAGAACCUGCAAUGUCUAAUGAUGAACGGAUCACGGACGAUAAUGUGUUUGUUAUCAAGGCGAAGAUGAAUUUGAUGCCAAUAAUGUCUUUAUCUAAUGAUUUGUGUGUAAAACUUUAUACAUCAUCUAUAGAAUUGAUUACAACAUUUGUGAAAUCGCAUGGGUACCAUCAUCUAAAUGUCCCAGGAAUUAUUUAUAAAAGUUUCAUACAAGAAGUUUUUUGUUGUACUAGCAUUUUAGACUGUCAGGAAGCAUUGCUAUUUUUUGGUGAAUCACUAUCGCACUUUUUGUCAUUUCUGUUAAACACUCAACUGCUGUGGAUACCAAUUGAAACGAUUGAAAAAAUAUUUGAAAUGUUUGUGGCCAACCAAUUGGAGUUUUUGGUUAAAACAGUUUGCAAAGAUAUAGAUAUAAUAUUUACUAUUGGAAAGUAUUCUCUGGAAAUCGCACAUAUAGUAGCAAAAUUUGCGUCCAAAAAUGCAAUAUUCAAUAUAAUGACAAACAUGCGAUCUGCAAUUAUACGUGCCCAGGAAGCUAUAAUCAGAAUUUAUUUAACUGCAAUUAAAGUAGAUGGCGAUGGGUGGCAAAGGGAAUUUAUACACGCCAACAUGUAUACUAUUUUGUCAUUUUUAUCAUUCUCAAUGAGCGGUUACCUCGAAAUUCCAAAAUAUGUUGGUAAUAAUAUCGUUGGGUUGUUCAAGUUGCACCAACCUCCCAUACAUAGCAGUGAUUUCGAAAAUUUCAUACGAGCGCAAGAAGCCCAAUCCAAUAUAACAACUGAGGAGUGUAAAUCGAUUAUUAAAAAUUAUCAAGAAGUUUGGUCUAAAGUGAUUGAAUUGUACCUCUCAACUCAAAUUAGUCCAAUAAAUGAAAUUGAAUUUGAAGGUGAUAAAAGUGUAUUUGAAUCUCCAAUUAAGAAGGAAAAACUCCAACAUUUUCAGCUUGAAGAGAAUAAUAAGGGAUCGUCCAAGCGGGAUCAAAAUGAUAUAGGUGAUGUACAUUGUGUGAAAGAAGAUGUUAUGCAAAAAAAUAUGGACUGUAUAAAACAACAAAUUGUGGAUACGUGUACACAAUCAGAUCAAAAAUUGUUGGUUGAUAGAAUGAAACGCCGACUAGGAGAAAUUAAGAAGAUUAUACUCAAAUGA
Molecule: messenger RNA, 2067 nt
Organism: Babesia microti strain RI
Lineage: Eukaryota; Apicomplexa; Aconoidasida; Piroplasmida; Babesiidae
Exons: 7
Coding region: 1-2067 (688 amino acids)
Source: RefSeq, a predicted model, not a curated record